AUGUGCGAAGCCGAAGAGAUGUCGGAUUUAGCACCCGCGCGUAUUAUCUAUUCACCAAAUAAGGGCACAUACAAACACGUACGUGCUCUGGCAAUCCCCCCGGCCAGUGCUGUAAUUUCGCACGACGAUCAUGAGAGUGAUUGGUCCGGUCAAAAAGAUGAGAACAAACAGGAAGAAGACUUGCAUACGCGAACGUAUGAUACUGAGCCUAUCGAACAACCAUAUAAACCAUAUACAUACAAUAACAACGAUGAAACAAUAGAGUUAACACACGAACACACAUACGAUCGGACUGAUACAGAUAGUGUCAGGGCCACAGCCAGUAAUGACGAGGUCGAUGGUAGCGAUGGCGUUGGUGGAAUGGCGGGUAGCACUUCUUGCAGAAAUAGACCUUUACCACCCUUACCAAUACCAGCCAACAAACAUAUCGUCGUGCAUGCCGAGAUGUUCGGAACUGUGCCUCUGCCGAGUGACGAGGAGUACGACAACUCACAGUUACAGGCCGAUGGCAGUAGUGCCAGUGAGAGUGGACUAGACCUGCAUGAGCUUCCCGGUGCACCGGUCGAUGUGUUUGUAAGUCUCUCAGAAGCAGAGUCUACGGAUACAAACACUGCAGUGUGGAAUGCAACAGGACAUCGUGUGGACUCCGAUCUGUCUGUAGACGAUCUAGAUAUUCUCGAGUUCUCAGACGAUCUGGAUCUCCCGGAAAUACCAGAGAUCUUAUCUGAUGGCCAUGAUGUGGAGGACUGCUGUGAUGUUAAUGAUUUGAUGGGUAUGUGGAUGGGUUGA
Molecule: messenger RNA, 789 nt
Organism: Sphaeroforma arctica JP610
Lineage: Eukaryota; Ichthyosporea; Ichthyophonida
Exons: 1
Coding region: 1-789 (262 amino acids)
Source: RefSeq, a predicted model, not a curated record